This is a messenger RNA of Centropristis striata (black sea bass), 1746 nucleotides long. RefSeq names its product E3 SUMO-protein ligase ZBED1-like. NCBI's taxonomy places the organism in Eukaryota, Metazoa, Chordata, Actinopteri, Perciformes, Serranidae. Bases 1 to 1746 code for a protein of 581 amino acids. The transcript is spliced from 2 exons. Gene Ontology annotation, molecular function: DNA binding; protein dimerization activity. The record is from RefSeq and is a predicted model, not a curated record.
AUGGAGAGAAAGAGAUCUACUGGACUUUUGAACGGCUUGUUUAACUAUAAAAAACUUCCAGACGGCUCAGUUGACAAGUCAAAAGUAAAAUGCAACCUUUGUCAAAAGGAAUUCAACUACCACCGCAGUACAUCGACUUUAAGUUACCACCUGCAUGCUAAACACCCAGGUGCAGCAGACACACCGCAGCCAAGCGAACCUCAGCUCCGCCAAAAUACCAUUUUGGAGUGCGGGAGUCGCCGGAGACCUGUGGAUGAAAGUACGUCGAAGAAGUUAACUAAAGCGGUCGCUAAAUGGGUGGCAACUGACUGCAGACCAGUCAACAUCGUAGAAGACCCAGGUCUUAGGGAUGUUAUCAGGCUGGCAUGUUCUGACCAGGCGUACACCUUACUGUCGCGGGGAACAGUUGUUACACGCAUACAGGAGCUAUAUGAAACUGAGAAAGAAGCUAAAAUGGACCUCCUGCAAAAUGCAAAUGGUGUGGUAUUAAGUGAGGAUCACUGGACGUCGGUAAGCAACCAGUAUUAUCUUGGAGUUAUGGCUCAUCAUAUAGACAUUGACUGGAAAUUGCACUCGUUUGCUUUAACGGUUCGACAUACAGAAGAACAACACUUCGCACGGACAUGUGCCCAACAUUUUUCCGAAAUUGCGGAGCAGUGGAAUGUCGCAGGGAAGGUGACGACAAUUGGCACCGAUAGUGCCCGUAACAUGACAGCAGCAGCAAGACUCCUGCCAUACGAGCACAUGCCGUGCAUUGCGCACAGUUUACAGAGAUCCAUCACAAUGGCAAUCCGUGACAGUGGUCUUGAGAAUGUCUUGGCAAAAUGCUGCAAACUGGUCGGACAUUUUAAGCACAGUCCAGCAAAUGCAGCAGAACUGCCACGACAACAAGAAGAGUCUGGACAGCAACAGGAGCCCCUCAUCCAGGAUGUUUCCACCAGGUGGAACUCCACUCUCAGCAUGAUUACCCGGCUUCUCAGAAACAAGGAUGCAGUCAGAGCUGCACUUGAGCUCCAUCAGCAAAGAAGCACACCAGCCAUGCUGACAAAUGCUGAACUGGAGAAGAUCGAAAAGCUUGAAAUACUCCUUGAACCGUAUGUGACAGAGCUUUUGGGAGGAGAACAGUACAUAUCCUGCUCCGUGGUCCUGCCUGCACUGUGCCAUUUGUUCCGGGUGAUGGAGGGUUCUGACGAUGAUCCAGGCUAUGUGAUCCGUUUUAAAGCGGCAUUCACGUCUGACCUGUCAAAGCGGAAAGAAAACACCAAUGUCCAGUGGUUGAAAGUGGCAACGACGCUUGACCCCAGAUUUAAAGAUCUGAAAUGCCUUCCCAGAUCUGAAAGGGAAGGAGUCUGGAAGUCAAUUAAAGAAGAGAGUUCCCAGCAGCCUGAGCCUCAGAGAGAAACAGAGCCAUUUCCACCUAAAAAGAAGAUGAACCUCCUGUUAGCUGCGUCAGACUCAGACGAAGAAGGGGACCCUGCAUUUGACAUAUCUGUGGAUCGGUACAGAGGUGAGCCCAGCAUCUCCAUAGAGGAUUGUCCAUUGAAAUGGUGGUCUGGACACGUAGGGGCCUACCCAAGCUUGGCACCUCUGGCACAAAAAUAUCUGGCUACACCUGCAACGACGGUACCAUGUGAAAGACUGUUCUCUCUCUCUGGUCACAUUCUGCAAAAGAAGAGAGCAGCACUGUCCACUGAUAAUGUCACCAGACUGGUCUGUAUUAGCAGUUGGCUCAAAGAAAAGAAAUAG